CUCGUUCUCACUCCUGAUUGGUCCAGACGGUUACUCCUUUCCGGUCGCGGACUGCCACCUCCUCCUGUCGUGGUGAAGUGACGAACAUGGAGACAGCUGGGAAAGUGAUCAAGUGUAAGGCUGCUGUCGCCUGGGAACCUGGGAAACCUCUGUCCAUUGAAGAGGUGGAGGUGGCCCCACCGAAGGCCCAUGAAGUUCGCAUCAAGCUCUUUGCUACAGGUGUGUGUCACACAGAUGCAUACACCCUGAGCGGAAGUGACCCCGAGGGACUUUUCCCAGUCAUCUUGGGUCACGAAGGUGCUGGAACAGUGGAGAGUGUCGGUGAGGGUGUCACCAAGUUCAAGCCAGGUGAUACCGUUAUCCCGUUGUAUGUGCCUCAGUGUGGUGAAUGCAAAUUUUGCAAAAAUCCUAAGACCAACCUAUGCCAGAAAAUUAGGGUAACCCAGGGCCAAGGUCUGCUCCCUGAUAAGACAUCACGUUUCACUUGCAAGGGAAAGCAAGUGUUUCACUUCAUGGGGACCAGCACUUUUUCAGAGUACACUGUCGUUGCUGACAUCUCUCUGGCCAAAGUGAAUGAUAAGGCAGCUCUGGAUAAGGUGUGCCUUCUUGGAUGUGGUAUUUCCACAGGUUACGGAGCUGCUAUUAACACUGCCAAGGUUGAGCCUGGCUCCACAUGUGCCAUAUUUGGCCUUGGAGCUGUUGGCUUGGCUGUUAUCAUGGGCUGCAAAGCUGCCGGGGCAACCAGGAUUAUUGGUGUCGACAUCAACCCUGAGAAGUUUGAGAAAGCCAAGGAGUUUGGAGCCACUGAGUGUGUGAAUUCCAAGGAGCACAACAAGCCCAUUCAGGAAGUGCUGGUGGAGAUGACCGACGGGGGAGUGGAUUACUCCUUUGAGUGUAUCGGAAAUGUGCAUGUCAUGAGAGCUGCUCUGGAGGCAUGCCACAAAGGUUGGGGUGAGUCGGUUAUCAUCGGUGUAGCCGGAGCUGGGCAGGAGAUCUCAACAAGACCAUUCCAGCUGGUCACAGGCCGAGUGUGGAGAGGCACAGCCUUUGGAGGCUGGAAGAGUGUGGAGAGUGUCCCUAAACUGGUGGAAGACUACAUGAAUAAGAAGCUGAAGGUGGACGAGUUUGUUACCCACACUCUGCCUUUUGACAAGAUUAACGAAGGGUUUGACCUCAUGCAUGCAGGAAAGAGUAUCCGCACAGUGCUGACUUUCUGAUGUGCCUAAAGCUGUUCCGUCCUUCACAUCCAGCCUUUAACCAAGAUUCGUCUUUAGCUGUAGUACUUAUCUCUGUGAUAACACCCUUUCAGUAUUAGAUAUUUUGUAAUUAACAUCAGGAAUCUAUGUUGGAAGCUAAAGAAUCUGAUAAAUGUUUUUCAAAGUGUG
Messenger RNA from Sphaeramia orbicularis (orbiculate cardinalfish), 1385 nucleotides. Its product is annotated as alcohol dehydrogenase class-3. Gene Ontology annotation, molecular function: alcohol dehydrogenase (NAD+) activity; S-(hydroxymethyl)glutathione dehydrogenase [NAD(P)+] activity; zinc ion binding. The coding region runs from base 87 to 1217 and encodes 376 amino acids. Gene Ontology annotation, biological process: formaldehyde catabolic process. The record is from RefSeq and is a predicted model, not a curated record. Lineage: Eukaryota; Metazoa; Chordata; Actinopteri; Kurtiformes; Apogonidae. The transcript is spliced from 9 exons. Gene Ontology annotation, cellular component: cytosol.